GGCCCCUUCAUCCGCUCUAGCAGCAGCGAUCCUUGCGACGACACUAACUGGACGCACUGUUGCUAUUCCUCAGCCCCGUCAACGAUCGCUUUCCGAAAGCGAUUCGGCCUGCGUGGAACAAGAAUGCUUUGAGCCGUAUGCGACAGUUGCACAGCUCAGAAUGGGGCCCAACUGGAAACUGGAUGGUAGUGAAGAAUCUCAUAUACAGUCCCUAGAAAUAUCAGACAAUUAUUGUGAGGAUGAGGAGGACAUGGAUACCUAUCUUUCAGACAAAGAGGCAGAGUCUAGCUGUCACAGUAAUGGGAAGAGGGGAGAAGGCGAUAGUACCAAUGCCAUUUACGCAAUUCCUUGCAAAAAUAAAAAGGAGGAGUUUCCACUACUCCAUAGUACUAAAGUUGAUGAGAAAGAAGCAUCUUCUCACGAAACAGAGUUUAAGGUGCCAGUGGACAAGUCAAAUGUGCAAGUAGAAGAAAAUGAACCUCUUAGUUUGAAUUUAAAGAAAGAAAAAUCAUCAGCUGAAAAUCUGCUAAGCGAGAAGCCUCCACCAUCCCCAGAUAUAUCUAUUCGGUCAAGGAAAGCAUGGGGCACUAUGACAAAAGAAAAGUUCAGAGAACUAAAACAAGAAAACUGGACUCUAAAUAGUGCAUGUCAGGCUUUAGCCCAAAGAGUUGAAGAAACAAAACAGCAAAUGGAAGAAUUGCUGCUAAAACUGAAGAGCCUGGAAAAAGAAAACAGAAAACUUAAAGAAGCUUCAGAGAUGCAAAGAGAAGAGGAGGCUGCAGAAUUGCUUUCUUUAAGAGAACAAGCACAAGAACUGGUAGAUGAGAACGAUGCUUUGAAAAUGACUGUCCAUCGUUUGAAUGUAGAGCUAAGUCGCUAUCAAACAAAAUUCAGGCCCUUGUCCCAAGAAGAGCAUCUAAAACUAAAAAGUUUACCUAUGAAAGGACCACCACCUCCAUGGCUGUUGGAUAUGAAAUAUCUGUCACCACUCCUGUUGGCCUAUGAGGAUAGGCUAAGAGAAAAGGAUGAUCUAAGUCUUGCACAUGAGGAAGAUAUGAAGAACUUUAAAAUGCGUGUUGAAGAACUGGUGAAGGAGAAUGAAGAUCUGCAUGAACAAUUAAAUAAAAAUAAUUUUAUUACUGCUACAGAAUGGCACCAGCUGCAAACGCAGGCCAAAUUAGUGUUGGAAGAAAACAAGGUGUUGAUGGAGCAACUUGAAAUUCAACAAGCAAAAGCAAAAGAUAAUCACAAACAGCAUGUUCAGGAAGUUUCAAAAUUGACUAAAAAAAUGAUAAUCCUAGAAGAUAAGAAAAGGAGUCAAGAUGAAGAAAUAGCAAAGUACCAGAAGCAGUUGGAAGCUUCGCACACUACUUGUGAAGAGCUGAAAGCCAAGCUGGAUAGUAAAGUAGCAGCAGAGGAGCACUUUGCUUUGGUGAAUGAUUUGAAAAGUCAUUUACAACAAGAACAGGAGAAAAAGCAUUGUGAGAUGAAAGAUCUAAGGGAAAAGAUAGCAUCGUUACAAGCUCAAAACAAGAAACUGCUUUUAGAGAAAAAUAACUUCAUGGCUGACAACAAGAUCCUAGAAACUGAACUGGAAAUGAAACAAAAAACAAACAGGCAAUUAAAGAAGAAAACGGUUUUUCUGAAACAACAGUUGGAAGAAGCUAUAGAAAAAGAGGUUGCAGCCCAUCACUAUCUAACAAACCUUAUUGGUUUGGUGGAGAAGACAGCUCAGGAACGUGACCAUCUUAUAUAUUUGGCCAAGUGUUUGGAAAAUGAGAAUCACGGUGUUCUCAACAAAAUAGUAGAAGGCAGUCUGCGCUUAGGAAGAUUAGAAGAAAAAGUUAAGGUAUAUAAAAAGAAAGCAUCUGAAAAGCUUGGAGAUAUCAGUCUCAAAAUGACUGAGCAGAAGAGAGAAUUUGCUGGGAAGACUGCUCAGUACCAGCAAGAAAUGAAACACCUUCAGCGUUUGCUGCAAGACAAACAGGAAACCCUCGAUGAAGUGCUGCAGCAGAAAAGGCAAGUGGAAGGUGAACUUGAAGUCAUCUGGGAAUCUACAUCCAAAGAAAACAGGAGAAUGAGAGAACUCUUACAUAAAUCUCUGGAGAAAAACAACAUGUGGAAUACUGUCAGAGCUCAUGAGCCAUACUUAGAUGACGUUAAGAAAGACCUAGUUUAUGGACAUGAUUUUAGCUAUUGUGAUGUGAAACCAUCAUCAGUUACAAAUGAAAUCCAACAAGAAUGUCAGGGGUAAGAACAAGUGUGCCUUAUGCAUCUCAUCCAAGAAAAGAGUCUGGAGAAAGAAUUCUAUUUUAUUUUCUCAACACGACAAAUGCAAUAGAAUGGCAUGCACCCUCUUCAGAAAGUCUCUUAUAUGUUUACAUUCAAAGACCUAAUAUCAAGAAAUCUAAGAAAAUUACUAAAUAAAGUAUGACCAAAGUGUGAUCAAGUUUUGAGGGUAAAAAAAAAGAAAACAAAAAGCCAGUCUGUUCUUUGUUCUUUACUGGUGAUCAAGUAUCUUGACAGCCUAAGAUUCAAGAAUAUCCUCACAGAGGCUUGCCUGACAAAAUCUCUUCUUACCAUUUUAAGGACAGAGAAAACUUUUGAAAAUGUUUCAGUUUUGUCUUCCCAAGUGCCUUAAGGACAGCUGGUGGUGGCUGAAUGUACAACUGUCUACCAAGUAGACUUAGGGGAGCCCAACAGUCACCCUGUUCUCUACCCUGGUUUUGCCAAGGGGACCAGAUGUCAGCAGAUUACACAGUCCUUCAGACUGAAGGGCCUUCUCCCUUUAGAUUCAACAGUGUUGCAGAAAGCCUUUAAAGUGUUUUUUUACUAUUAUUUUUAAUUCUCUGUAGCAUUUUCUGCAGCAGUGCCAGCCUUCGGAUUAAUACAAUGUGUAUCUGUUAUAACUGAUGAUUUUUCA
Molecule: messenger RNA, 2923 nt
Organism: Nothoprocta perdicaria
Lineage: Eukaryota; Metazoa; Chordata; Aves; Tinamiformes; Tinamidae
Gene: CEP89
Product: centrosomal protein 89
Exons: 18
Coding region: 161-2254 (697 amino acids)
Biological process (GO): mitochondrion organization; chemical synaptic transmission; cilium assembly
Cellular component (GO): centriole; ciliary transition fiber
Source: RefSeq, a predicted model, not a curated record